Molecule: messenger RNA, 1563 nt
Organism: Drosophila bipectinata
Lineage: Eukaryota; Metazoa; Arthropoda; Insecta; Diptera; Drosophilidae
Source: RefSeq, a predicted model, not a curated record
AUGCAGCCAACAUACGGCAGUUGCCACAACAACAAUAGCAACAACAACAACAGCAGUAACAGCAGCAGCCACAACAGCAAUUGCAAUCAGCAAAUCAGCAACUACAGCAAUAACAAUAACAGCAACAACAUCAGCAAUAGCAGCAACAGCAGUGGCAGUGGCAAUCAUAUGAGUGCAGGCAGUUUCUUUGGCGGCGGUAGCGGCAGCAGCAGCUCCACCAGCAACAGCAACAGCAACAGCAAUACGGACUAUAUGGCCACAUAUGCAACACCGGCGACAGCAGCAACAUCCACGGUGAACACUACCACGAUGCUGUCUAAUUACUGCGAUGCCGCGACCAUGAUGAUGGCCGCUGCAGUCAAUGCAAAUCAGUGCCUGCAGCAACACCACCAGCGCAUGUUGCUGGCGAGCAGCAACAGUGGCAGCCACAGCAACAACGAUCAUCAUCAUCUGAGCUCGGCUGCAAUACCUUCCUCGUCUUCGGCUGGAUCGCUGUCAUCUGCCUCAUCGACGCCAACAGCAACUGCAACAGCCACGGCAAAUGCAACAGCAACUGCAACAGCCUCCCAGCAACAUCAGCAGCAGCAACAGUCGCCGCCAAAUUUAAUCGAUAUCAGCGAAGUUCCUCUCAUUGUGGAUGUCAAGUAGUGUAAUUAUUUAUGCAUCUAGAAAUGGGGCUAAAAAAUCAACCUUGUAGAUACCCCGCCACCCCUUAAAGCCCACAAAAAAAACCCAAAAAAAAAUCUAUAUAAAAAAAAUCUAAAAGAAGAGAAAAAAAAUCGAAACUCGAAGAGCCCCGUAGCUUAAUUUCCUAAUAUUUUCACUAUAUUGUUCUUGAUGUAAUUUUGUACAUAACUUUCCCCCGAAAAUUUCAACUUUCUCUAGGCCGCUGCAGCUUUUGAAUCUCAGCUGACAUAUCCCAGAGAACUUUUAAAGUUUUAUCCCAAAACGGCGGUCGUUCAUGUCUAUAUAUAUAUAUAAAUGUGUAUAAUAAUUAUAUGGCACUGAGUUCUACUUAAUUUUAAAAAACAGGCAGAAGUUUAAGGAAAAUUAAAUACGAAACAAAACAAUCUCUCCCUCUAAAAAAGACAAAAACAUAAAGUUAGUUGAAAUAUUUAUAUAUGUAAUGUAGCAUAUGCACAUACUUCGCAUAUAUGGAAUAUAUACAUAUAUAGAUGAAACUCUACUCCCAGUGGUUUGCAGAAAUAUACCAAAAAUUUUAAGCUAUGUUUACUUGAUGUGUGGCAAUGUUUUGUGUGCUUUAGCAAUUUUAUUUUUACUUUAAGUAAAAUUUAAAAUCAAAUUUUAUUCUCGACAUUGGUUUCCACUUGGAGUGCAUCUCAAAGAUGCCACCCAGGAGGGGAACGUUUUUCGUUUACAAAUGAAUCCCAAAUUUAGCGAAUUUUUUAUUUAGUAAUCAAAACGAGUAAAAUACAACAUGUUCAGUGCAAGUUUCAGUUUUUAAACAAUUUUUUCGUAAGUUUAAGCAUUAUCUUAUUUAUGUGUAUAGAGUAUGAAAAGUUUUCUAUAUUUUGUAAUAAUAAAAUUUGCGUUUAUAAUGAA